UACUUUGGCUUCGUUUAUUUUUUGGGGGGGGGGGCUUUGUUUUGGAUUUCGUUGUCUCUGUAUUCCAUCAAUACAAGGCACUUCAAGUCCGCCCUGCUCCUCCGUCUUUUUGGGGUCCACCGGCACCACCGCGCAAAACGUGUCAACAUCAAAAGGGCGAUGCAGGGGGCAGGGCAGAGCACGCUUUGUAAUUGGCGGGGCGGGGGGGGCGGUCAGCACCGCGGACAGCGCCCUCUCAACAAGCCGACCUCCCCUCGGAAGGCUUCAUCUGCGCUCUCGACAGAAAAGAAAAUUCGAUUUGAAAAAAAAAGUCCCGCGUGCUCCGGCAGGAUGCCAGCAGGCUGGUUCCGGAAGUAGCUGCUCGGGCGAGCGACCAUUUGGAGGAGGGGAAGCGAGCGAGCGAGCAGCAUCCUGAACGGCAGCGUCGACGCUCCUGGCGUGGCGUUGUUGUCGCGGGACGCCGUCUUUCGAGGACGCCUUGGGUUCUUGUUGUUGUUGUUUUUUUUGGGGGGGGGGCGGUGCUGGGGCGUUGUUUCGUUUUUGUAUUUUCGUGGCCGCCCUUUCGCCUUCUUCCUCCUCGGAUGGCGGGCGGGGAGCAGCGCACACGAUCGUCUUUUGGGGAGGAGAUGGAGUGAGAAAGCGAGCGGCGGCGUUUGGGCCCGACUCUUUUGUUGUCCGGAGGGCGCUACGCGGCUCGCGAGCCCCGCUCGCUCGGGCCCGCCGGGCUCUUUCGUCGGAUGACGACCGCGGCCCGGGCUCGCAGAUGUGAGCGCGCAGAUGGCGUCGGCGUCGGCGUCGCUCGGUGUUCCGCUUCGGCCGGCGAGCGUGUCGGCUCGUCGUUCUCUCGCUUCGCCAUCGCCAUCGACGCCGCCGUCGCCAGCCGCUCGCCGCGCAUCGACGCCGGCCGUCUCGUUUUGCUCCGGGCUAUUUUUUUCGGACUUGCUUUUUUCUUGGGGGGAGCGGGAGGGGGGUCGAGGCCGAUGACAUGGCGAGCGCCCUGUGAGGGACGGACGCCGACUUUCGGCACGCGCACGCCAGCAGCGGCUCCUUUUUCGGCCGCCACCGAGCGCAGAGCGUAAACAGGCAUCGUAUGGGCGUGCGCGCGCGCGCGCGUAGCGGCCCAGCAACAUGUUCAAGUAUCGGAUCCGCAUGUUUCUCAACGAACUGAAAGUGCUGGUGUUGACGCGAUCCGAAUCGAGCCCGUCCGGCAACGGCGGCUCCUCCGAGCUCUCGGCGGCCGCCAUGCGCGGCUUGGGGGUGGGCAUGGGCAUGGGGGGCUGCGGCUGGCCGCCCUUCGUCGACUGCCGCUCGCGCAACGACGACGAGGACUACUACGGCAGCGGCGAGCCGCGGCCGCGCGGCCUGCGGGCCUCGGACGACAAGGAGCCCAAGGCGCAAGUGGGCAUGGACGCCGUCUCGCUCGCCAGCACCGCCAGCGGCCUGCGGAGCCCCCAGUGCAGGAUCUGCUUCCAAGGCCCCGAACAGGGCGAGCUGCUGAGCCCGUGCCGCUGCGACGGCUCGGUGCGCUGCACCCACCAGCCCUGCCUGAUCCGCUGGAUCAGCGAAAGGGGCUCCUGGAGCUGCGAACUCUGCUACUUCAAGUACCAGGUCCUGGCCAUCAGCACCAAGAACCCCCUGCAGUGGCAGGCCAUUUCUCUGACGGUGAUCGAGAAGGUGCAGAUCGCCGCCAUCGUCCUGGGCUCCCUGUUCCUCAUGGCCAGCAUCUCCUGGCUGGUCUGGUCCUCCUUCAGCCCCUCGGCCAAGUGGCAGCGGCAGGACCUGCUCUUCCAAAUCUGCUACGGCAUGUACGGCUUCAUGGACAUCGUCUGCAUAGGCCUCAUCAUCCACGAGGGCUCGUCGGUGUAUCGCAUCUUCAAGCGAUGGCAGGCCGUCAACCAGCAGUGGAAAGUGCUCAACUACGAGAAAUCCAAGGACCCCGGCGAGCCGCCGAGCCUGGGCGGCAAGGCGGGGGCCCGGGGCGCCCGCGGGGGGACCCCUCGCGUCCCGUCGGGCGGCGUCGCCUUGCGGGGCGGGAGGCUGAGAACUCUACUGAACCGCCAGUGCGGCUACACCGUCUUGCACAUCCUCGGCCGGCUGCGGCCGAGCCGCCCGCGCCUCGGCGCCGCCGCCAACCGGGAGGUGGUGAUGAGGGUCACCACCGUAUGAGACCUGGACCCCCCCGCCCCCGCCCGUUGUUCUCUUGUUUCCGACGACUCCAAAGGAGGCCGGAGGCGCCUUCCACGGAACGGAGUCGCGGCAACGGGACCAAAUACGUUGAGUCAAGGCUCAAGACUGUCGGGAUGCGCGCAGACAUUUCUCUUUGGCUUGGCGUCUCCUCUUCUGCUUCUCUUUUCUACUCCGACGUCGAUUUUGUACGGCGAAAGGAAGCGCGUCACCUUUGCCGACGCCGACGCCGCCGUGUCAAAUUCUUCAUGGGAACGGGCUUCCUUUUCACUGCCGACGGCGAGAGGAAAAAAAACCCUCCGCUAGAAAUGGACGAGACGUCAUCUCCCCCCGCAAUAAAUCCAUAUUGUGUACAUUUUUUGCAUGACUAUAUGCUUUGAUGGAUCACGUAACACCACCACCUAUUUGCUCUGUUUUCCAAUGGUGCUUGGCAAAAUAAACACUUUCAAAGCA
Messenger RNA from Hippocampus zosterae (dwarf seahorse), 2637 nucleotides. Its product is annotated as E3 ubiquitin-protein ligase MARCHF9-like. NCBI's taxonomy places the organism in Eukaryota, Metazoa, Chordata, Actinopteri, Syngnathiformes, Syngnathidae. The transcript has 4 exons. The coding region runs from base 1129 to 2166 and encodes 345 amino acids. Gene Ontology annotation, molecular function: ubiquitin-protein transferase activity; zinc ion binding. The record is from RefSeq and is a predicted model, not a curated record. Gene Ontology annotation, biological process: protein ubiquitination.